Paramuricea clavata is the source of this 3114-nucleotide messenger RNA. Lineage: Eukaryota; Metazoa; Cnidaria; Anthozoa; Malacalcyonacea; Plexauridae. The record is from the annotation of a GenBank genome assembly.
AUUUUAUUUUUAUUGUCAAAUUUUGCUGUUAAACCUAAAAAUUUUGAAAAAAAAAACACAUUUAUGGGCGCCCCACAAGACAUUUUGAAGGAUGUAAUCUUACAGGAAACAUGGGAGAUUUUGGCGCGAAACCGCGGGAAGCAAUGUCAACAUGAACACAGGUAUUUGUUAUUUAAAUUUAUUAUUUGUUUUUUCGUUGUUCAACGAAAUUUUGUUAGCUGGUUUAUUUUUUAUUUGUUGUAUAUGUAAGAUUUGAAGCAGUUGAGGGCUUGUAUUUGGUAUUUUUGCUUGAACAGACAAUGUUUAAUUGUAUUGCAUGUUUUAUGUUGUUGUCAAGCAUAUCUGUGUUGUUUAUUUUUGCAGAUUCUGUGGUCACGAAAGACUUGUUAAAGAAAGUCACUGGCGAAUUUGAUGUGACCAGUAUAAUAAAGUUAAAUGCCAGAAAUUUGGGUAUACAUCACAUUAUUAUGGAUCUCAUGCCUGAACUUAACGGCAUCACAUCAAAAAUUUGUAACGCUGCCCCACAUGAUCACAUCUUCAUAUUUUUGCAUGUUUACAAUUUUAAUUUUAAACAGCUAAUUGGCAUAUUAUAGUAAUUGUUACCAAGAACUGGCUGUUUAAAAUUAGAAUUGUAAACAUGUAAAAAUAUGUAGGUGCGGUUGUAGACAUUUGUGGGCGUGGCCACAAUACAAUUUUUUUAUAUGAUGCCACAGUUUGGUGACACAAUUAACAUUUAAUUUCCACACCCUUUUGUGGGUACAUGCCACUUUAUAGGUUGACAACAAUUUUCACCCCCCCCCCCCGGUUUUUGAAAAAAUAACCCAUUACAUAAGUUGCAUUAAUUGUGCCCUAAUCAAGCUAUUAAAGUUGCUAUUUUAAACUGUCUAAUGCCAGACGAUUUUACUCAUCAGGGGAAAGCACUGUUUCUCAGUGGAUUAAUAAGAACAUUAAUAGUUAGUCAAUUAAUGUUAAUUAAUUAGGCGAAGCCGAGCUAACCCUUUAAUGUCAAACAUGUUCCCGAUCCUAACUUUGAUCAAGUUGAAAGAUCUUACUCCGGUGUAUAUGAGUAUACAAAGCAACUCAUUGUAUUGUAGGCAUCAACAAUCUUGGCAUUAUUGGGCAAUGUUCUGGAUUGAUGUAUUUAGAUCUUUCUGAAAACCGCAUAUCAGAUCUUCAACAACUUGGUAAUUCUAUAAAUAUAACUAUUUUAUAAUGCUUUAUAAUGUUAUGUAACUGAUUAGAAUUAAUUUCGAUUGCCUUACAACGAUGGAUUAACAUUUCUUCCUUGUAGAACAUCUAAAAGAUUUGACGACACUCGAUUUAUCAUGCAAUAGAAUUACAAACUUAGGUAAGAAAGAUGAAAUAGGCUGCUGUGGUUGGCAGCCAGGCUUCUUUCAACCACUAAGAUUGUAUUAAGUUAAACAAACAUAUAUUUUUUAAAUUUUUAGCUGGUCUAGAGGGAUUGGAAAGUCUGGAGUCAUUAAAUAUUUCAGGAAAUCUUAUUACGAGGUAUCAAUUGUUCGUAUCUAGCUAUGUGCUAGGGGGCAUUCAGGGCACAAUGCAAGUUGAUGGGUUAACUUGAGCAGCAUUCUCUUGUUGACAAGUAAAAUUGUCUGGUGUUCAGUAAAAUAAUAAAACCUGUGGGGUGCAUUAGGUUGCAAUAUAUAGCUUGAUGGGUUAAACAUGCAUAUAAAGAAAUGGAUGGCACAUCUAAAGGAAUACAUUUAUUUGUCAUUGUCUUUAGUAUUGAUUCAUUGCAACCACUUUGCAAUUUGAAAUUUUUGGAGAGCCUUCGGUUGGAAGAUAAAACAAAAAACAUUUCUAAUCCAGGUGAGGAAAAUGGUGAAUAUGCUGGCAUGCAGCUUCUGUGCAUGGUCCUCUUUAUUUUUCUUCUAGUGUAAUGCUCAGGACUUUGAUCUCCAACUUAUGUGUUUCGAUCAUUAUCUAGUUUGUCAAACACUUUCCAACUACAAGACGCCCAUCUGCAAAUUCCUUCCAAAUAUUUCUAUGCUUGAUGGUAAGUCAGCACAAAGUUUUUUACCAAAUCGUAUAUCUAUUUGUUAUCAUAUUUUUCAGUCCAAGGUUUGAUAUUUCUACAUUUUUUAGGAGAGAAAAUGUUGGGAGAAGGAGCUGGAUUGUUUCAAGUUUGUGAUGACUUAGAAGCAAAACUUAACGGUACAGUACUUGUGGCAUUCAAUAAGGCUCUGUGUGGUUCAACACUGUCAAUGCUGUUUUGAUGAAAAAUUUCAAAUGUAUAUUAAAUUCUGAAUUUUUAGAUUUGGAAGAUCCAAAAAACAAAGAUCCAGCAUGUGAUUUUGAUAUGAAUAGAUUUUCAGAAUGUUUGGACAAAAAGCAAAGUGGUAAAAAAUUACUUUACAUGCAUACUUUUUACCAUUAACUCAUUUCCAUCUUACUUUUAAAUUAACCCAUUAGUAGCGCUGCAACACUCUCCCUUGAUGAGUAAUGUCAUCUGGUGUUAGACAGAGUAAAAUACCAAAGUAGGGUGCAUUUGGGCACAUACAGUAUUGCAGCUUAAUGGUUUAUACAUCAUCAACCUCUAAUGUGCCCUGCUUGGGACUUAUUUCACUUUAGCUCUCUUAAGUGAAAAGACAGAAAAGAAAGUUGCCUGGUCUGCUGAACAACAAUUUGAAGGUAUUAAUGGUUAUCAGCAAAUUCAAUGAGAAGUUAUUAUAUAUAAUAUAUGUAACUGUUGAACACAUUGCUAUAAAGUAGUCUUUUCUUUCUAGAUGUACUAAAGCAGUGCAGAAAUCUGAACGAAGAGGCGGAUAAAGCAAUUUUAGAUGCAAAACAAGCACUGUGGGGUGCACCAAAAGAUGAUGUAUCAUAAUGGAGGAUAGUAUAUAUUGCAUUGCACAGGGCCGUAGGAAGCUCUUUUCGAUUGGGGAGGCUGAAAGCGAGGGCCGAAGGCCCGAGGAAAUUUUUAAAUUUUGAGUCUCUAAAAUGCCAUUUCCUGGACUUUGGGGGAAGAUUUAACAGAAUUCUGAUAGUCAGAAAACAGCGUUUUAGUAUGUCGAAAUUUACAGGAAAGUAUGGGCCAGACUGUAGUAUUAUAAAUGCGCGGCGGGAAUUUUCGUCGUAAAUGGCAGUUGCGCG